UAGACGCCCUGUGUAGCGCACUAUUAUGUCCGGGAGGUUGUUGUUUGGGAUUACACUCCCGACUCUCGCGCAGAGGAGGAGUUCCGCACUUUCUGUUUGAAGCAUUGUGGGAGAGAGGACGAUGUGUCCGGUUGAGCAGCCGACAAAUUAACUCCCUUUUAACUCCAAAACUUCACUUGGGUUUUCAAAAUGUGAGACAGCGAAUCCCGUGUGUGUAUCUUUGUCUCUACAUGCUGUAUGAACACAUUCAUUCCUUUCCUACUUCCUCCUUAUUCCUUGGACUGGGUGUGUGUCGUCUUCUCCAUCCAGAAAUAUCUUGGCUUUAACAACUUUUGAUUUCAGAUGCGUUUUCUGCUGCUCUUCAGUCGCCAAGGGAAGCUACGGCUGCAGAAGUGGUUCCUGCCACUGGCUGAGCGAGAGAAGAAGAAGAUCAUACGGGACAUGACCACCAUGGUGCUGGCUCGAAAACCGCGCACGUGUAACUUCCUGCACUGGAGAGAUCUGAAGAUUGUCUAUAAGAGGUAUGCCAGUCUGUAUUUCUGCUGUGGUUUGGAGGACCAGGACAACGAGCUGCUGGCUUUGGAAGUGCUGCAUCGAUAUGUUGAACUGCUUGAUAAGUACUUUGGCAAUGUGUGUGAGCUGGACAUCAUCUUUAACUUUGAGAAGGCAUAUUUCAUCUUGGACGAGUUCCUAAUGGGGGGAGAGAUACAGGAAACAUCGAAACAGUCCAUCGCUAAAUCCAUCGAGGCUUCAGACAUGCUGCAGGAGACGAUGGAAGAGUACAUGAGCAAGCCGGCCUUUUAGCAGCUUCUCAGACGGAAGCAGCACUCGUCAGCGGAACGAAAAGGAAAUAUCACCGUCUCCAGCUACAACACUCACAAACAGAUGGCUUCUGGUUACACUUUUCUAAUAGAAGCUUAGAAGAUAUGAAGUUGCUGUUAAAAGUCUGUAUGUGAAGGAAAUCUCUGAGUGUAAUACAUCUGGAAGAAAUAUUUUCUAUGGUUUUUCCAGUUGCAAUUUCAAAUGGAACUUUUUAAACAGUAGUUGUUCCUACUUACAUUAUUGUGUAUUUGUGCAGUGCUUGUCUGGUAUUUUCACUACUAUAACACUAUUUUUUUUUUUUUUUGUUUUUUUUUUUUUUUUUUUUACACUGUUCGGCUCCUUUGUUACUUGAAUAGGUGGAUCUGAAGCAGAAAAUAUACAGACAGCGUAUGGCCUUGGGAGAACUUGAGUAAAGAACACUGUACAAGUCUAUUAGCAACACCUUGCAGCUGUUUGAUAUAGGACUCAGUUUGCACGGCUUGGUGAGAAGUUUCACUAUACACAUCCUCUUUUACCUUGAUACCAGAUUAAUGGGUUGAUUUUGCAAUAAUUCUACUGAACCUCAAAUUAAUGUAAAGUGCCUACUUUGUGAUUGUAUGUCUCCUGCACAUUUUUAAUGAGUAUGGUGUAUGUCUUAUCAAAGCAGUUCUUUGAAUUUCGAGACCAUUUGAAGAGUGAUUUUAUAUGCAUUGAGAUGAUUACUUGCUAUUAUGCUAUGAUGAUUAAAUUGUAAAAUCUACACUGUUAAUACUGACAUUAAAAUGUAUUUUGAUACA
This is a messenger RNA of Pangasianodon hypophthalmus (striped catfish), 1598 nucleotides long. It is a transcript of the gene ap1s3b, whose product is annotated as adaptor related protein complex 1 subunit sigma 3b. Bases 343 to 804 code for a protein of 153 amino acids. The transcript has 6 exons. Gene Ontology annotation, biological process: intracellular protein transport; vesicle-mediated transport. Gene Ontology annotation, molecular function: clathrin-cargo adaptor activity. The record is from RefSeq and is a predicted model, not a curated record. Gene Ontology annotation, cellular component: intracellular membrane-bounded organelle; membrane coat; AP-1 adaptor complex. NCBI's taxonomy places the organism in Eukaryota, Metazoa, Chordata, Actinopteri, Siluriformes, Pangasiidae.